AUGUCGCUCAUUUCGAUCUCGAAAAAAAUCGCGAAAAAAUCGUCGAUUUUUUAUUCGCACUUUUUCGAAAAUCACAAUACACAACCUCAACAGCCAACCUUUGAAGCAGCAGAGCACCUGGAGAGUUUGUGCACUGGUGUUCAAGAGACUAUCACCUCUCUUCCAUCAGAAGAAUCAACAUCAUCAAAUGAUUUUACAAACGCAACACCUCUCGCUGAGCAUAAUCUAGAAUCCAUGGAAAACACAACAACAGCACCCACAGAAUUUUAUAAUUCUGCAAAUAUAAUUAUAGAGGAGUUAUCGCCGCAAUCCCUACCAUCUUCUACUGCGUCGUCAUCAUCCACCCAAGAAGAAGACAUCAAACCAAGUACCCAAGCACGGAACAAACAAGAGGAUGUUGAUGAACAAAUACAAGAAACAAAAUUUCAUAUCAAUGAAUAUAAUAACAGGCUUUUGAAUCAAAUUUUGGAAAUGAAUUCAAUCAGCAAUUUGGAGAAUGUCGCAAGUCAAGCUAUUAAUAUGAAUUCGGAUGUCAUCCAUAGUGGAGACAAUUUUACCACGCAUCAACAACAAGUUUCUAGUUUACCAAAUAGUAUGCAUGGCUCUUUACCACACUAUCAUGUCAUUCAAUGUUUAAUUUAUUGGGAUUACGAAAAUAUUUCACUCUCUUCAAACAUGAUUCCUUCAUCACAAAUAGUCUCUAAAUUGGAGGAACAAAAAAGUAACAUUACCACAACUAGCUUGUUUUUGACAUGCCUAUUGACAAGGCUGGAAAAAGAAUUAACCAAUUAUUAUGCCACUCAAUUUCCAAAUUCAAAUGUUAUCAUUAAGGUUAAUGCACCAUUUAUAAAGGUCUAUGGAGAUAUGUACCAAAUUCCAAAAUAUAGAAGAACAGAGUUUUAUCAAAAUGGAUGCCAUCUUAUUGAUGUUCCACAUUUAGGCACAACAAGAAAAGAGGUUGUUGAUAAGAUGAUGAUUACAGAUGUAUUAAUGGACUUGAAUAUUUUCAGUAGACCAAUUUUUCCUCAGUUCUUUGGCCACAAUCAUUAUUCCAUGUCAUUCUACAAUACUAUCCCAAGCUCAGCAAUUAUUCUAUUAACUGGAGAUCAAGAUUUUUGUAACUUAUUGGCUAGGUUGAAAUAUCAAUCGAUUCCAAGUGUUGUAGUGAUCAAAAAAGACCAAAGUCAACACGGAGGAUCCGUAUUUGACGAGGAUCAAUCACUAAAUACCUUAUUACAAAGCAGUACAUUUUGGAUCCCAUUUGAAGAGAUUCUAAAUGACUCCAUUGCUGGAAUGGAGCAAGAAAAACGUAGACUUUUGCAAGGAGGAGGCUUACAAAUGCCAUCAUCCAAGGAGAGUACAACUACGCCUGCGGUAGUGGACAUUACUUCGUCUCCUGUGAAACCUUCAAAAUCCAAAACUCAAAUGACGUUGGAUGAAUAUAUUGAAUCUGUUGCUCCUCAGACACCUCGAGAGCUCGUUCCAAAAGAUAUCAAAUUAAUCAGUUUCAUAUUAUUGAAAUAUUUAGAACCUUUAGAGCUAGGAAAUCUAAGCUCCAAGUUGGUUAAUUUAAACAUCCAACCCAAGAAAUUGAAGAAAUUUAUUGAGAGCUAUGAUAGUGGCAAGUUUUUAGAAUUAACAAAGGCCAACAACUCUACAAAUAUCAUUCUAGUUGAUAGAAAAAAGGUGCUAAAGCUUUUACCCUCCAAUGUCAAAGUGUCUACCAUGCCUGUAAAGACAACGAGCACUGGAGCCGAAAGCCUCUCAUCCAUCAUUUCGCAGGAAAUUCCAAAAGAAUCUCGUGUUAAAAAAGAAGUUGUUAGCACUCCAACAUUGUUAAAUGAGGUUUCAUCAUUGCAACCCCUUGCAGCUAGCGAUGAGGUAUCAAAAACGGUAGAAAUCGAGUUAAAACCAUUGUCAAGAAAUUCUGCUCAUGAAACAAGCCAAGCUAGUGUAGAAGAGAACAAUGAACAAGAGAUGAUCGAUACUGACAAAAAUUCUCUUCCUUCUGCAUCUUCUCAUAUGAGCCUUGAAAAUUAUAUGCUACGUUAUCUGUCUCCACCAAACAAGCGUGAUCUGGACAUUAAUGACAUGCACUUGAUAUGUUUUUUAUUGCUCUUGGAGGAUAGUAUGGAGUUAGGUGCAUUAAGCAAUAGAUUGUUUACAUAUAAUAUCAAGCCAAAAGCUUUGAAAAAGAAGUUAAUUGAGUUUAACACUAUGGGAGAUAAGAAUGGAAAUCUUGUUGGAAUUUUCAAAUUGGAACAAAAAGGAAACAUGUUGUUGAUCUCAUUAACAGACAGAGACACUGUAUUAAGUUUGAUUCCUGAAAAUGUUGAAUAUAUUCCUCCCAAAUAUCCUUCCUUGUCUUCCAUGCUCUUGUUUGACGAGCAAAAUUAUGAAGAUUCAACCCAGCCUAAUGACUCACAUAUUAGCGAAGAUUUAUGGAAUGGUUCCUAUGAAAACGAAGAUGUAAAUAGCUCAUCCAACCCAUUAAUAUCACCAAAUAUGCAAUCUCUCAUUCCCAAGCAACAACAACCAUCAUGGUUGUUAAACCAAACGAAACCUUCCAAUACUUUGUUACAAAAGAAGAGCAAUGAAUCACCGAGCUCCUCUCCAACCUUACUCUUACUGAGAAGUGGACAAGAAUUGCCAAUUCCUUCAUUCAAGAGAAAAGAAGAAACAGGAAAAAGUGUAAAACCUCCUCCUUCCACCGAAGAUCAUGAUGAUACACAAAGUACAACCUCAGACUCGAGCACAGCUAGCAAAAAGAGUAUUAGCAAUGAUUUAUUACUUGAACUAGAAAGUAAGGUGAAGGAAAUGCCAAAUCGAAGAAUGAGUUACAUGGCCUUGAAAAAGUAUUACAAAUCUCUUGGAUACAACACGAAACAUUUACAGCGCAAAAUUUCCCAAAUAUCUCCACAUUUAACAGUUGUACAGAGAGGAAAUGACAUGAUGGUCGAAUAUUCAGAUAACAAAUCAUCUGGACUAGGAGAUUCUAAAAAAGAGCCAAAGAUUGCAACAUUCCACAGUAUUUUACUAAUCAUUGAACAAUUGUCCAAAGACUAUCCAUACGAAGCAGAUUUAUCUGUCGUUGGUACUUUGAUCAAACAAUUAGGUUGGAAAAUUGAGGGUAAUAUGAAACUUAAGGAUUUUCUCCAAAUGAACGACACGUCUCAGAUUUUGCAAUUUGACAAGUCGAAAAACAAUUGGAUCGUCAGACUCAAAAAACACCCCUUGAGAAAACAGUAA
Messenger RNA from Naegleria lovaniensis, 3249 nucleotides. RefSeq lists its product as uncharacterized. The transcript is spliced from 2 exons. Bases 1 to 3249 code for a protein of 1082 amino acids. The record is from RefSeq and is a predicted model, not a curated record. NCBI's taxonomy places the organism in Eukaryota, Heterolobosea, Eutetramitea, Acrasida, Naegleriidae.